AUGUCUGGCCACAUAGGACGUCGAUUAUAUGCGAACAUAUACAAACGAGCGCAUCCCCUCCUCUCCCGUGCUGAGCAAUCCUCCACCGCAGCCUGGUCAUCGUUUAUAACUGGUGCCGCAAUUCCAUCAAACACUGCCAAGGUCUUGGGCACUUCACCUACUUCUAAUGCUGUGGAAUCCGGCGCGUCAUGCGCUAUCACUUCUACGGAAAAGAUAAUAUGUCAACACGGAAGUACGGGAUAUGUGGAUAAACACAGGCUGGGAGGUUUGGCGAAAAGCGUUUGGAGAAGAAGUAUCUAUACCUCGUCGGGGGGCGAUGAUGAUGAUAUGCAAACCUCCGCCGACAUUCCCUCCAGAACAUCUAACACCACCACACAGCGCACGUCAUCUCCACCCGAUGACACUAAGACCUCCAAUCAACCAUUUGUGACGCCCAUUGAAUCUGAAUCUAGAUCUGCUUCUGAACCUGCACUAUCGCCGUUACACUCGAACGGCAAAACUGUGUCAGGAAAGGCGCAUACUGGUGGUAGUUCUACGACAACCAGCCAUUUCACGGAUCGAUUGCCCCAUCGACCCACGAAGGAAGAAUUACUGGCUGCCGCAACUGGGUUUUGGUCAAGGCUCAAAGUGCGUUUCAAGUGGUUCUCAAUACGAAGUAUCCGGCCCUUCAAUGUAGAUGAUAUUGGAGCUUUCUUUUCUUGGAUUCUUCUUGGCCAUGUACUGUGGAUUAUUCUUGGGACCACAACUUUUUUCUCUCUCCUGAUAUUAGCCAUUAAUACUGUUUUUGCUCAAGGCAACUACCUAACCAAAUCCUCAGGACUCACCGUUGUUUUCGAAUCAGCAAUCGUACCUAAAUGGAAGGAUGGCGUUAUAACGUUCAAAAACGUCUUCGUUUCGAGGCGCCCUGGCCAAGGUGCCGGAAACGUGAGCAAAGGUUCACCUAAAACAGCGGCUGAAACGGCUGCUGCUGCUGCGUUAAGGGAUAAUCAUUCGGACGUGGAGGAGGAAGAUACGAAUUAUACCCAGUUCGACGUAUCGAUUAACACGGUCAACGUAACUCUAUCAUUUGCCAAAUGGUUCAAUGGCAAAGGCCUCUUGCGAGAUGUCGAAGUGAUUGGCGUCCGAGGUAUCGUCGACAGGACCCAUGUGUGCUGGCCCGAGGGUGACCUCGACCCCAAAUCAUAUCGACACGAGCACAACCCAGGUGACUUCGAGAUUGAUUCAUUCAAAAUGCAGGAUCUACUAGUCACAAUUUACCAGCCAAAUAAUUUCCGACCAUUUUCAGUCUCCAUUUUCUCCUGUGACCUGCCCCAGCUCCGACGCCAGUGGCUCUUUUACGAUUUCAUGUCCGCCAAUACUAUGUCUGGCUCGUUUGACAAUUCUAUAUUUACGAUCCACCCCCGGCAAACACAUUCUUAUACGGGCGCGCUGUUGGGCGACGGUGGAGAGGAUCACGGCGAGGCUAGCCCGUGGAAAAAGCACAGUCGAAUCCGUAUUGAUGGACUUAGUAUUGAUCACCUUAACCGUGGCGUUGAAGGCCCGUUCUCAUGGAUCCAUGAAGGCAAUGUCGAUAUCGUAGCCGACAUCAUGUUCCCGGCCGACAAUGAUGAGAGCCUUGCGAAGGUCAUGUCAGACUUUUACGACCGCCUAGAAGCCGCCGUUACGUCGAAUCGCUACCAGACACAUCCUAACGGCUCUGCUCCCCAUGGUGCAGCUUCUCAGAAUGAGGCCAAUGGCAAGAGCCAUGCUGUUCUAGUUUCUCCAGGGAGAGGGGAGGACGAUAAACGAUUGGUCGUUACUGAUCUCCGCAUCCAUCUUAAUAACAUACGAGCUGUUGUUCCUCUAUUCACUAGGGAUCUUUCAUACGUCAACAACGCGCUCAUUCGGCCCAUUGUCGCGUACAUGAAUUCCAAGCGCACAUUCAUACCUAUCCAGUGUCGACUUGUGAAGCGCGUUAGUGAUUUCGAUGGCAGUUGGACAAUAUACGAUAGUGGGUUGAUGACCGAUUUGUCCGCUGAAACCUACGAAGCAUUCGCUCAAGAUGUUGUGGAUGAACAGGCUCGGAAACGGCGAUUUAAGAAAGUGGGGCUUUGGUCUCUGCAACUUGCUGCCCAGGCGAUUUUGAUGGGCAUGGCAGGCAAUAUUGUAUAA
Messenger RNA from Histoplasma mississippiense, 2151 nucleotides. RefSeq lists its product with no specific name. Gene Ontology annotation, cellular component: mitochondrial inner membrane. The transcript is spliced from 4 exons. Gene Ontology annotation, biological process: mitochondrion inheritance. The record is from RefSeq and is a predicted model, not a curated record. Bases 1 to 2151 code for a protein of 716 amino acids. Lineage: Eukaryota; Fungi; Ascomycota; Eurotiomycetes; Onygenales; Ajellomycetaceae.